This is a messenger RNA of Solea solea (common sole), 7101 nucleotides long. It is a transcript of the gene tbc1d13, whose product is annotated as TBC1 domain family, member 13. The transcript has 12 exons. Gene Ontology annotation, molecular function: GTPase activator activity. Bases 2240 to 3595 code for a protein of 451 amino acids. Gene Ontology annotation, biological process: intracellular protein transport; activation of GTPase activity. The record is from RefSeq and is a predicted model, not a curated record. Lineage: Eukaryota; Metazoa; Chordata; Actinopteri; Pleuronectiformes; Soleidae.
UUAUGUCAGCUGGGAUUGGCACCAGUGCCCCCCCACGGAGAUGAAUGGAUGAAUGGAUAUUUCUACAUUUGAGAGGCAGAAUCCAGAAGGAUAAAGGAAUGAGGAUGAGUAUAAAAGAAUGAGGGAGAACUUUGAACUGUGAUUGGGAGACUGAGGAGACGAUGAAGCAGUUUGGGGAGAGAACUUUGACCUAAUAGCAUAUUUAAAAUAUAUUCCACCUGUUAUUAAACCCUGGACCUCAGGGUGGCCCUCACAAAAUAUCAGGCCAUGUUGACGUGGUAUUUCCAAAUAAAAGCCCUCUGAAAUGGCAGAAUUGACCUAUAUUCUAACUAAAUUUAGACAAUUAUAAAAGGGAAACUACCUGUUUCCACAAGCAAAUUCCACUUCAUAGUAGACCCCCUCAGUCCACUACUACUGAACACACCGCGUUCCAAAUUGUUAUGCAAGUGAUAUUUUUCUCUAAUUUUUCAAAAUAGUCGAUGCAAAUGACAGUCAGCAUUAUUUUCAAGUCAUGAAUCGUUAGAGUAUAAUUUGAAUGUUAUUGAACAAACCUUCCAAUGAUAACAGUAUUUUUUUCAAAAAUCAAAAACUUAAAAUGCACUGAUUCCAAAUUAUUAUGCACAACAGAGUUUUAAAACAUUUUAUAGGUUGUAAAGAACUGAAAAUGGUCAUUUGUUGAAUUUGCAGCAUUAGGAGAUCAUAUUUAUUGAAAUCAAAAGCUACUCAAUCAAAAACAUCUUAACAGGUCAUGUUACAUUUUAACAUAGGACCCCUUAUUUGAUAGCAGCUUCACAAUACUUGCAUCAAUUGAACUUAUGAGUUUUUGGAGAGUUUCUGCUUGAAUUUCUUUGCAGAAUGUCAAUAUAGCCUCCCAGAGCUGCUGUUUGGAUGUGAACUGCCUCCCACCCUCAUAGAUCUUUUGCUUGAGGAUGCUCCAACAGUUCCCAAUAGGGUUGAGGUCAGCGGAGGAUGGGGGCCACACCAUGAGUUUCUCUCCUUUUAUGCCCAUAGCAGCCAAUGAUGCAGAGGUAUUCCUUGCAGCAUGACAUGGUGCAUUGUCAUGCAUGAAGAUGAUUUUGUUACGGAAAGCACGGUUCUUCUUUUUGUACCAUGGAAGAAAGUGGUCAGUCAGAAACUCCACAUACUUUUCAGAGGUCAUUUUCACACCUUCAGGGACCCUUAAGGGGCCGACCAGCUCUCUCCCCAUGAUUCUGGCCCAAAACCGCCACCUCCUUGCUGACGUUGCACCCUUGUUGGGACAUGGUGGCCGUCCACCAACCAUCCACUACUCCAUCCAUCUGGACCAUCCAGGGUUGCACGGCACUCAUCAGUGAACAAGUUUGAAAAUUAGUCUUCAUGUAUUUCUGGGCCCACUGCAGCCGUUUCUGCUUGUGAGCAUUGUUUAGGGGUGGCCGAAUAGAAGGUUUACGCAUAACGGCAAGCCUCUGGAGGAUCCUACACCUUGAUAUUUGUGGGAUUCCAGAGGCACCAGCAGCUUCAAAUACCUGUUUGCUGCUUCGAAAUGGCAUUUUAGAAGCUGCUCUCUUAAUCCAAUGUAUUUGUAUGGCAGAAACCUCCCUCAUUGUGCCUUUAUCUGCACGAACCCAUGUGCUCCGAAUCAGCCACAAAUCUCUUAACAGUACGAUGAUCACGCUUAAGUUUUUAUGAAAUAUCUAAGGUUUUCAUACCUUGUCCAAGGCAUUCAACUAUUUCAUGCUUUUCAGCAGCAGAGAGAUCCUUUUUUUUUGUCCUUCUUUAGUAGUUUUUCCUUUAAUUGGGCUAAUCUGGCAAACUCAUUAUCACAGGUGUCUGAGACUGAUUCCAGUGAUCCAAAGAUUGUGAUUGUGAGACACAACACCAUCCAUGAUUUUAAUUGAAAAACAAAAUGUGUUAUCUUUAUGACACAAAUACAAUUUGCAUAAUGAUUUGGAACGCAGUGUAAUUGCCACCAUGUAUCUGGUUUCGUCUUAGGUUUGCACGUCCAGAAGAUGGCAGCAGCGUUGUCAACCUGUGAAAAGCCAGAAGUGAAAAAAUGUGUUUGAGUUAAAUGGAACAUUUUGUUGCAUUUUUUUACACGUUUACAUAUAUUAUAAUAAAGGUAUUCAACCACUCAAUAAUUAUUUUCAUGAAUACUAAUACUAAUAUUCUUUUAUAUAUAAAAAAUGCAUUUAGAAAAAAAGUAUGAAUAAUGUAAAAAAAAUCAACAUUUGAUUAAAUUCUGUAGUAUACAUUUUAUAUUAUGUAUUUAAUAAUAAAAAAAAAAAUGUGUGUGUCCAUGCAUGCGUGUGUGCGUCUAUGUCAACAGUGUUUUGGUGAAGGCGGAAGUGAGACGAGGACUUCCCUCUGGACAAUUAUUCAUUCCUCUGGGAGACAGAGUGAGAGGACUGCAGACAUGUCUACAGCCUACAGAAACAGAAUACAGGAGUUCAAAGUGGCCUUGAGUGAAGAAAACAUAAACCUGAAGGCACUAAGGGAGUUAUGCUUCAAUGGAAUCCCAUUUGAAGGCGGCAUACGAGCACUUUGCUGGAAGAUUCUUCUCAAUUACCUCCCUGACGAUCAGACACUAUGGGAGUCGUUCCUCAAGAAGCAGAGGGACGUAUACUCGCAGUUCUUGAAGGAAAUGAUCAUACAGCCUGGUAUCGCCAAAGCCAACCUGGGCCUUUCCAGAGAAGACGUGACCAUGGAGGACCAUCCUUUAAAUCCAAACCCAGACAGUCGAUGGAAUAACUACUUUAAAGAUAAUGAGAUUCUGCUGCAGAUCGACAAGGACGUGAGGCGACUGUACCCAGACAUGGCGUUCUUCCAGCGUCCCACUGACUAUCCCUGCCAGCUCAUCCUGGAUCCUCAGAACGACUACGAGACACUGCGGCGACGCGUCGAGCAGACGACGCUGAAGGCUCAGACUGUGAACCGUAACCGCAGCGGAGUCACCAACGUCAGUUCACCUGGAAAGUCCCUGAACCUGUAUCCAUCCAACGAGUAUGAGGUGCUGCCCAACGGCAGUGAAGCUCAUUGGGAGGUUGUGGAGCGCAUCCUCUUCAUCUACGCCAAACUCAACCCGGGCAUCGCCUACGUGCAAGGCAUGAAUGAGAUCGUCGGGCCGAUCUACUACACGUUCGCCACAGACCCCAACAGUCAGUGGAAAGAGCACGCUGAGGCCGAUACGUUCUUCUGCUUCACCAACCUGAUGUCGGAGAACAGGGACAACUUCAUCAAGAGCCUGGACGACUCUCAGUGUGGCAUCACGUACAAGAUGGAGAGUGUGUACUCGAUGCUCAAGGGCAAAGACCUGGAGCUCUUCAUGAAGCUGGAAGAGCAGAACAUCAAACCCCAGUACUUCACAUUCCGCUGGUUGACGUUGUUGUUGUCUCAGGAGUUCCUGCUGCCGGACGUCAUCCGCAUCUGGGACACGCUGUUCUCCGACGAGGGUCGAUUCCACUUCCUCAUCGUGGUCUGCUGUGCCAUGCUCAUACUCAUCAGAGAGAACUUACUGGCCGGAGACUUCACCGUCAACAUGAGGUUACUGCAGGAUUAUCCGAUCUCGGAUGUCCACACGAUCCUGACCAAGGCCAAAGAUAUGCAGGACAACGCUUAACCUGUCGUCCCCUCCUCCUCCUCCUCCUCCCUGUGCACGGGUGUGGUAGGUGGAGCUCCAACGUUACAAACUGUAUCACGUGUGACAUGUUUUUGUGUGGGCUGGGCCCGGCCUCGUGUGUUUGUAAAAAUCAGCACCCUGCCUUCUGAACUGGAUAAGUGAUGUGUGACCAGUGGGGGGCGCUGUGGACGUGCCGAAACUAUCGCUUCCUCAGAAGUUGGAGAAGAAGUAGGAGGAGGCGAUACCACUUGCUUCUUGAUGCAUUAUGCGAUAUAGACUGACCUGGGAUAAGCAGCGGCCGUGCUCUCAUGGCCACCGCGUUGCCCUGACGGUGGCCGACGGUUGAACGGAAAGACCCACUGCGAUCAGGCAUGUUUUCCAGGCGAGUGGUUCAGUGGGCGGAGCGACAGCGCAUGUUUGUUUUUAAACCUUUUUAAUGUCAGAAAUUCUAUGUUUGCCUUAUCAUGAUCAGUUUCAACCACGUGGCGCGAAGUGAUGGGCGGGGCCUAAUGCAGACGUAAAACGGGGUCAGUGGCGGUGAACAAAGACGCCAAAGCUUCCUCCCACUGUAUGGAAAAUUUAAGCUAAGAUAUCUCGCACUCUGGUGCUGCCAUGCUGUAAUUGUCAUGUGAAUGGGCGGGGCCUAUGAUUAUACUGCAGCCAGCCACCAGGGGGUAAUACGGAUGUUUUACUAUCUUGAUCAACAGUUAUUGAUUUGAAAGAUUUUGUCAACUGGAAAUAUAGACACAGUUUGCUUUGACAGUAUAACAUGUGCGAUUAAAUGGUGGUGUUUGUCACAAUGAACAUAAAAAUAAUAACUUAAUAUUCGCAAAGUUUUUCCGUCAACCUGGGUUUUUCAGAGACAACAGGAAAUGUUUCAAAAGUUUUCCCGUUCAUAUUUAAAGAACACAUUCGGAGAUCGUCUCAUCGUACAUGUUUAUAACAGCAGGAGAACGAGCGUUUAAAAUCAAACAAACAAACAAACAGAUGAGGGGGCGGAGCCUGGGUCAAGCUGCAGGAGGCGGGACAUUUGCUUGCUGUGAUUUAUGCAGAGCUUUUCCUGCUGACAUUUUGUCUUGAGGGGCUUUUAUGGAUAUUUACGUUCUUACUGGGGUCACAACUAAUUAUUCUUUACAUUAUUCAUUAUUUUCUUGAUCAGUUGAUCUGUUCAUUGGCGUUUCCUUAACCUGAAAAAAUGUGUGUUCUUCAAAUGUUGGGGGGUUUUUUUUGGAAAGAGGAGCAAAGAAACCAGAAAAUAACCUCAUUUAAGGAAGCUGAGAAAUCGCAAAAUGUAUUUCAAAACAAAUCGUACAGAUAAGUCGAUCAUCAAAAUAGAUGGCGACCAGUGCUGGAUUUCAUUUACAGCCUCUCAAGACUGAAGUGUGUGGGUUUUUACAUUAUUUUUUUCUGGCUCAUACAUUUAGCCAAUUUUCUUCCAACUGAUAAAAUACAACUGUUUAAAGAUAACAAAUAAUACAAAAAAAUGCUUAACUUCAGUAACCAGUUAAUGAACAACACUAAUGGUUUGUCACGUUAUGUCUCUGCAGUAUUUUAUGAAAUACAUGAAAUGGGUCAAGUAGCUUUUGCAAGGAAAAUAAAGCUUAAGUCAAGUUUCUGAGAACAAAAAUGUGUAUUUUUUAAAAUAAUUGGCAAAUGAUAUUUAUUAAAAAAUGACAAACAUUGGCCUGAUUAAUCAGUCUACCUCUACCCUGUGGUUAAAUGUCAUUUAAUUUUUCCUGCUUCGACCCACUUACAUUACAUCAGUCUUCAGACAGGUCAUCCUUUUAUGUUCAGUGUGAAACGGACAAACAAGUUUUUUUACUUUAUUGUUUUAUGUCUGUGGCAGAUUCAAAUAUCUGUGAACACUGUUAUAAAAAAGCAGUGCGUAACACGGCAUUAAUGGAGAUCAGUGUGAUGUUCUAAAGGCUAAAACUACUCUCCAAGUCCUUGAAUCUAUGUUCAUAUGAAGGUCUAUCUCUUUUUUUCUUCUUCUCUGUUCAUAUGUGACGAGUCUCUUCUCCACAUGAAUAUGAAGCAGGAAGUCACAGUAACUGUCAGAUCAUGGGACCAGAACAGUUUGAGCCAACCUUUCCCGGUAAACUGAAGUAUUUCUCUAAUGUACAACCUUUUAAAUUCAACCGUUUUUUCUAAAAAAAACUGUCUCACAGUCAAAUCUUACUCCACUAUUGACUAUAAGCACGGUCUGGUUUACAAUAAGUCAGCCCGAAUAUUUAUAUAUAAUUUAGCAGAGGCUAAAGAGGCUGAUGAUGUCUCAUGAUGCUGGAAAUUGAUGAAAACUUAAUUUUAAGGGUUACUACUCAAACAACCACUUAAAAAAACACUUGGUAAACAUUUUCGAUCAAUAUCAGAAGUUACCUUUUUAAAAGCCCAUAUUUUUAGCAGAAGUUGUAAGUGACGCUCCCCGGCUUAUGCAGUAGCUGGUGUUUGACCAGAGAGGGCAGUAGAUAGACCAUUUUUCUUUGGUUAUAUAAUUUCAACACUUUACACUAAAACUGUGAAGAUAUGCACCUGGAUCAACUAAUAACAUUAACUAGACACACAUAUAUGCUAGUCUUCAUCUGGAAAAACAGUGGUUUAGGGGUUUUAAAAAACUCUUAAAAGAAUAACACAUGUAUUUAAACUUGAACCAAACUUGACCAAGUGUUUCCAGAACUUUCUAUAUUAAAGACGGCAAACAAUUUUAACGACUCAUUUACAAUGUAUGGUAAAUUUAUUUCAAUGUCAAAGGUUGGGAAAAUUUGUUGAUGCAAAUUUGUUUGAUGUCCCGUGACCCAUCUGUGGGCCGUGACCCAGUCUUUGAGAACCACUGGAUUUUCCUCUUAUUUUCAGACUCACUUUUAUAUUUUAUUAUUUUGUUUUCUGACUUUGUGCUCAUUUGUUUUGGCUUAAUUGCGUCCUCCAGAAGACAAAGAGGUGAUGUUUGAGAUGAUUGAAGAGUGAACAAGUCGAGUCCAGAGGCCUGAAACAUUAAGUACAUUCCCCAGCAUGAUGGAAUUAACAAAAGUAUUUCAUCGACAGCAGCUUUAUUUAAAAAAAAUCAAGCCAUGAUGUGCAAGGAUUUGACUGAUUUUUAUUGUGAAAUGGAAAAAUGUGACAAUGAUAAUGUCCAGAGUUACAAACAACAUUUGAAAAUAAUUUGUGAAUCAUCCACAAAAAAGGUUUGAGUUAAACUGAGGGAUUACUAAUUAACGAUUAUCUCCUUACUCCUCUCUAGAAUGUGUAUUUAUUUCUAUCCUGAUGGCUGUGUGUGUGUAUGGGUGUGUGGGUGUGUGUGUGAGACUAUACUCUUGUUAUAUUAUAUUGUCAUGUUAUUUGCAUGGUUCCAGUUUUGUAAGCACAUUUUUUUUGUAUCGUCUCCAGUGUUAAGACUUGUGUGUGUAUAUGUAUAUGUAUAUAUAUAUAUAUAUAUAUAUAUAUACAUACAUACAUAUAUGUAUAUGUUUUUACAGACGUGCAUUAAAAUGAAUGAUCGUCUUUAACUGCGA